Molecule: messenger RNA, 840 nt
Organism: Bacidia gigantensis
Lineage: Eukaryota; Fungi; Ascomycota; Lecanoromycetes; Lecanorales; Ramalinaceae
Exons: 1
Coding region: 1-840 (279 amino acids)
Source: RefSeq, a predicted model, not a curated record
AUGGCAUCACGACGCUCACGUCCCCCUUCACGGCCGCCCUCUCCCUCCCCAAGCCCUCCAGCCCCUCGUCGCGCCCCCUCCCGCGGCCGCGACGAUGAGCACUCCCCUCCUCCAGUCCGAAAACGGCGACACAACAACCGGUCCCGCGGCGCGCCGGGGUACAGCCAACCUCACGAGAAAAACCCACCCAACAAGAUCGAGCUGUUACUGUCCGUGUUCCGCGACACGACGGCGCAGAGCUGGCACACGGUACCGUACAGCUACGACCGGCGUCGCGCGACGGACACGGAACUCUGGAGCGACAUCCGCUCGAUCUACCGGAACGAGUUGCAGCUGGUAUGGAGGAGGUUGUUGCUGUUUAAGAGACUGAAAUUCGUGGCGCCGAUCACGUAUACGAGGAAUGAAGUCCCUGUAAGGGUGGAAGAGAAGGAUCUGCCGAAUAAACACGCGUUCAUGCACGCGUAUCACCAUCCUGAGCAGUUGAGGACGGAGCAUAGCUGGGUGGAUUUCUUCGCGUACAUGGCGGAGGAUAAUGAGGGGGUGAGCGUGGGACUAGAGUUUGUGGAGGGUUUGUGGGCAGAGAAGCUGGCUGUUGUGGCGGUCGCGGUUAGCGUGGCGAUUGUGGUGGUGAGUAUCGUGUGGUGUGUACGGGGAGGGGAACUGCAGACCGUGUUUACAGUUAUGGGCUUUGUGCUUUCGGGCGCUGCUGGUGAGUGGAGACCUUUCCUGGUGGAAUUUGUGAUUGUGGGGGACAAGGGGAGGGGUGCGAAAAGUGCUGAUGAUCAUACAGCUGAGGUCGCGCUCGUGGCGCUGUAUUAUCAGGUCACACUGCCUGGAUGA